AUGCUGAAAAAAGAAGCAUCAGUCGAUGCUCAUCCAGAUCAAGAGAAUGGCACUAUUACCUCUCUACCAGAGAAUCUCGAACUUGAUCGCCUGGGUUACAAGCCUGAGCUACAGCGCAACCGCUCGGUACUAACCCUGCUCUUUCAAACCCUUGCCAUAGCUGCAAUCCCCUAUGGCGAAGGCUCACCCCUACUCUCCGCCAUCUAUGGAGGGGGACCACUAUCAAUCUUCGUCGGAUGGAUAGUCGUCUGCCUCUUAGACCAAUGCAUUGCCUUCUCUCUGGCAGAGCUAGCAUCACGCUACCCAACCUCAGCAGGGCCCUACUAUUGGACCUUUCAAAUAUCCCGCGGCAACAAGACCACCAUCUCCUUUGUAAAUGCCUGGAUCUGGCUUAUUGGCAAUUGGACCAUAACGCUCUCGGUCAAUUUCGGCUUCGCGUCUCUACUCUCGGCCACAAUAUCAAUGUACCACCCCACAUGGUCAGCGAAUAGCUGGCAACUCCUCCUCAUUUUCUACGCAGUCUGCUUGGGCUCCCUAGUAAUCUGCGUCUUCGCAAACAAAUACCUCCCCCAAGUCGACAUAGCCUGCGCAACCUGGACAGCCGUCACAAUCAUAAUAAUCCUAAUCGCCGUCUCCGUCAAAGCCUCCUCAGGCCGACACACGGCAUCCUACACCCUAUCACAUUACGACAAAUCCUUCGCCGGCUGGGGCGGCUUCACCUUCUUCAUCGGCCUCCUCCCAGCAGCCUACACCUUUUCAGCCAUAGGAAUGAUCUCCUCAAUGGCCGAAGAAUGCAACAAACCAGCAAUCAAAGUGCCUCGAGCAAUCGCGCUCUCCGUCCCCGUCGGCGGCACAGCAGGCCUCUUCUUCAUCCUCCCCCUCUGCGCAACCCUCCCACCACUAGAAGACAUAAUCGCCGCGCCAGGUGGUCAAGCUCUCCCCUACAUCCUGCACACAGUAAUGGGCAGUCCAGGCGGCGGCCUGGCGCUCGUCUUCCUCGUCCUGGUAAUAACGCUCUUCUGCUCAAUAAGCAUAACAGUAGCAGCCAGCCGAUCAACCUGGGCUGUGGCACGCGACGAGGCAAUCCCCCUCUCAAAGACGUGGGCAACCGUCCACCCAACACUCAACGUCCCCGUCUGGUCGCUCGUCCUCUUAACCGCCAUCCAGAUGUUACUCGGUCUCAUCAAUCUCGGCAGCACGAGCGCCUUCACAGCCUUUGUGUCUGUCGGUGUCAUCGCGCUGGCCGCCGCGUAUGCCAUUCCUAUCUUUUUGAGUCUCUGGCAUGGGCGGGACGAGGUGCGGAAGGCGCCGUGGAAGGUUCCGGGGGUGAAGUGCAUGCCGACUGCUUUGCCGGUUACGGCUGUCUCGAUGAAUUAUGCUUCUGUUGUUUUUGUGGGGUUUAUGGCUAUUUCGGGGGUUUGGUAUGGGCUUUAUGCUAGGAAGUCUUACAAGGGUCCGCCGGAGUCGGAUGCUUUGGAUUAG
Penicillium nucicola is the source of this 1482-nucleotide messenger RNA. RefSeq names its product putative amino acid permease. Lineage: Eukaryota; Fungi; Ascomycota; Eurotiomycetes; Eurotiales; Aspergillaceae. Gene Ontology annotation, molecular function: transmembrane transporter activity. Bases 1 to 1482 code for a protein of 493 amino acids. The transcript has 3 exons. Gene Ontology annotation, cellular component: membrane. Gene Ontology annotation, biological process: transmembrane transport. The record is from RefSeq and is a predicted model, not a curated record.